Homalodisca vitripennis (glassy-winged sharpshooter) is the source of this 2061-nucleotide messenger RNA. Its product is annotated as polycystic kidney disease protein 1-like 2. NCBI's taxonomy places the organism in Eukaryota, Metazoa, Arthropoda, Insecta, Hemiptera, Cicadellidae. The transcript has 3 exons. Gene Ontology annotation, molecular function: protein binding; calcium channel activity. The coding region runs from base 1 to 2061 and encodes 686 amino acids. Gene Ontology annotation, biological process: detection of mechanical stimulus. Gene Ontology annotation, cellular component: membrane. The record is from RefSeq and is a predicted model, not a curated record.
AUGGGAGUACUUCCAGGCCUCGAAGUUGACGUCAAUCAAAGCAUCACGUACUCGUUUCAAGUAAGUUCUGUAGUUUGCAAGUUUUGGAGAAAGAAUCAGUGGAACUCUUACGGUUGUACCGCCAAAGCUCACAGUGAAGAUGUCGGAAUCCACUGCCAAUGUGAACACAUAUCAACAUUCGCUGCAGCGUUCUCAGUGCCACCUCUUAAGGUGGACCACUUCGCUGACAUUGACUUGUUUCUUACCGUUCAAAACAAUCCACUUGUUCUCUGUAUAAUCAUAUUUUUGAUCGUACUGUAUUUAUUGCUUGGUGUUCUACUAUGGUAUCUGGACCGAAGAGACAAGAAAUUUACAACUGUCAUCGUGUUGGAUGACAAUAUGCCAGGGAACCGUUAUCCUUACCUGUUGGCGGUAUACACGAGUUCUCGACUCAAUGCGGGCACUACCGCUCACGUGGGGCUGAAACUUAUUGGAACAUUAGGAAGUAGUCAUAUCCAUAUACUAACAAAAGAAAACGCUAAGGUAUUAAGAAGGAAUAGUGAUGAUUGGUUCCUGCUGUACUGCGCUGAACCACUGGGACUUCUUGACAGCAUUCACAUUUGGCACGACAACCACGGAUCUAGCCCUGAGUGGUAUUGUGAUAAGAUACACGUUUUUGAUUUAAAAGUUGGGAUUGAAACAAUUUUUAUAGUCGCACAGUGGAUGGCUCUUAGUCUGAAGUAUUACCCAGAAGCAAUGUACAAUCCCACCUAUGAAGAAGAACUAUUAGGGGAAGCAUUUAUAUUCGGACCUAUCAAAAUAGCCCUAGUCGCCAUUGUACUGGCAUCGGCUUCCCAGAGAUUGUACGACUUGGAUACUCACACGGUCGACUACAAAAAAGCACGUCGUGUACGUAUUCCAAGAGAUGAAAAAUACCUGAUAGACCUAAUAACCAAAAGACAACAAGCCAUGUACACCCCUCUUUCUUACGAAAUGAGGCUAACAAUGUUUAUGAAGAAAGUGUCAAGACACAAUUGGUUCAAUCUACUGGACUUUAUAACCACGACUUGUUUUGUUUUUGCAAUAAGUUUAGUCAUAUCUCGGUUAUGGGUCUCUUACUAUGACAUCAACAGUCAAGUGCAGAAGUUACUCACAUUAUCUCAUCUUCCUUUCAUGGGAGCUGUCGACUUCUUUAAAAUAACCAGUGUCAACGAGAUGGAGAACUAUUUGGAAUAUUCAUUGGAAUCCGCUUUGUACAAUAACAGGUGGUACAACGAUUUUGAAAUUGUAAAAGAGGGAACUACGAACGAUACUAGAGGAGGUCACGAAAUGGACCGAUCGUACUGGACAGCAGAUCUCAGCAACAAAGUUCUGGGUCUUCCACAAUUGAGGCAAUUCCGCGUAAUACCCAUAGACUGUACACUCAUUGGCGACGGACACGACAAGUGCAUUCCCGGAUUGACAGAAAAGUAUCGAGACACCGCUACUUACGAGGUCGGUUGGAAGCUUGCGCCUUGGUCUGAAUCGGAGAGAAAGAAUUCACCUUGGAUUUUUACAGAAGAUGACUACAAUUCUCAAUUCCUCUUGUUCAGGCUAUACGGUGAAUCCGGUAAAUUGUACGAGCGAGGAGGGUAUUCUGUGACCCUGGGACCGGCAAGGAGUGAUGCAGACGCGGUCAUCGUGGAGCUGAGAGAACACAAAUGGCAAGACAAGUUGACCCGUGUUGUCUUUGUAGAGUUGACUCUGUACAACAUCAACUUGGACGUAAUCAGUCAAAUCACGCUUAUUGUCGAGCACGUCGAAACUGGCAACAUCCUUCUCAGAGCGAUGGUUCUCACUGUGGAACACUAUUGGAUAUUCAAUAACGAGUGGCGGCUUCGCAAGAUGCAAAGAAUGGAACGUCAAGGACCCCGGAGUCUCGGUCCAGGAUUCAUUUGCGUUGACGUAUAUACUGUGGUAUCUGGGAAAGGAGGCGAGAUCAGAGGUCGGAGUCCAAUAAGACGCCGAGGAGACCGCAGGAGACUGUGGCGGUGCCGCGCAGUGGAGACGGGAACUGUGGAACUGGUCCGGUUCUCUUAUUAG